Laccaria bicolor S238N-H82 is the source of this 2499-nucleotide messenger RNA. RefSeq lists its product as uncharacterized. Lineage: Eukaryota; Fungi; Basidiomycota; Agaricomycetes; Agaricales; Hydnangiaceae. Gene Ontology annotation, molecular function: histone H3T3 kinase activity. Gene Ontology annotation, cellular component: nucleus; cytoplasm. Bases 1 to 2499 code for a protein of 832 amino acids. The transcript is spliced from 5 exons. The record is from RefSeq and is a predicted model, not a curated record. Gene Ontology annotation, biological process: mitotic cell cycle; intracellular signal transduction.
AUGCUCGGCGCACGUACAAAACAGAUCAAUGCCUACGGAAAACGCAACCGCCGUGUUGUUGACGCGUCCACGGAACGAUCCCGGCCUAUUGGCACUGAGAUCAUCAGUAUUUUCGAUGAUUUACCACCAGCACCCCCAUUAGCUUCACUCGCUUCUAAAAUGAAGAAGCGAGAGAACGCCGCGCCCUCCAAACAUAAAGCUUUAUCUCCCAAGUGUGUUGGGAAAGGGAAACCAAGGCGGCUUUCACCUGUUCUCUCGCCCCCGAGGAAGAAAACAACACGUGUUGCGCAAAUAAUUGAUGCUGCUCGUAGAGCAGAUGAUAGUGGUGCGCCUAUACUCAGACCGAAGCCCAAACCAUUGCCAUCAGGACUUCAAGGAGAUCCUAUCAUUCUUUCCGCGUCACCUCCUCGAGCGCCUCUCUCGGCAGUCUCUCUCAAUGUACCAGGUUCCCCAGCUGUCUCGACAAAACCCCAAACGAGACAGAAGCUAGGUCUAACGAAAGUUAACCCUAAAUUGAAUAAACCUUUCUCGCCAUUCGUGAACAUGGAUAUCAUCGUUCUGGAUGAUGGUGGUCAGAUUGUUAAAAAAGAGCACAGAGUUUCAAGGAAGAAACCAGAACACGAUCCCAAAGGCCGUAGAUCUGCCACUCGAACCACUGUUCCCUCGCGCCUUCAAGCAAUGCCCAUACCGAUCAGCAUCGAUUCGACUGAUACCGAGUCUGAGGCCAGCCAGGUCCGCAGGCCCAAACGAUCAGUAAAGCGUGCACCGCCAAUAAUAUUAACUGACACGGAAUCUGAAGAGGAAGAUACACUCCAACCUUCCGCGCCAUCUCAACAGAUGGCAGAGUCAUCAGCUCAUACCCGCCCGAACAACGCUAUAGUCGAAGUCGUCAUUCCACCAGCUCCAUACCCAAUCCAUGUUGCAAAAAUUACGCACCCUUCAGAACCUCCACUGCGCAACGAGUCGGCAUCUUCACCAUCAUCGCAACCUCCAUCACAUCCUGUCAUACAGCCGCCCGCCCCAAGAUUUCAGCUUCCCACCUCGCCUCUCGUCAAAGCUCGGCAACUCACUCCAAUCCGAGGACGACAUGGCAAGAGACUUUUCGAACCACCAUCCCCUCCUUCUCCGUCUACUCCAACAGACCUUGAGCUUUCUCUCGAUUUUUCCGAUUUCAACCUCGGUUCGCCUUCACAAAGAAACGCCUUUUACUCCCAAAUUUCAAUACCCGAACACCUUCAGGCGUUGCUUGAAGAGUGUGGCCAAGAACAAUGUGGCCCUCAUGAAUUCUCUGCCUUCAUUGAAUCCUUCCCUUACGACCCGAUCAUUCAGUCAAGUGACAACACAGAUACAAGGUUUAGGAAGAUCGGAGAGGCGAGUUAUUCGGAGGUCUUCGGCAUUGGAGAUGUCGUGCUUAAAGUAAUUCCACUAAGGGAUGAAUCGGAAGCGAAUGUCAGUCAAAGUCGGUUGAAGAUGACAACGAAGUAUAGCGAAGAAAGACCCGCGGAAGAGGUCGAUGGGCCAGCUCCUAGCGAUGCGAAGGACGUGCGCAAGGAAAUUAUUGUUACCCGAGCUAUGGGUGAGGUGUACGGUGGCUUCAUUAAGCUCCUUAAAACUUAUGUUGUGAGAGGGAGGUAUCCCGAGGUCUUGUUGAACCUUUGGGAUUAUUACAAUGAGAAGAAAGGUUCAGAAAGCGUACGCCCAGACUCUUUCAACGUUUCCCAGGUAUACGCAAUCAUUGUGUUGCCCAAUGGAGGAUCAGAUCUUGAAGCAUAUACAUUCCUCAAUGCUGGAAAGUCGGGAUGGAAACAAGCUUGCAGCAUUUUCUGGCAAGUGACCAAAGCCCUUGGACACGCUGAACAGCUGGUAUCCUUCGAGCAUCGUGAUCUUCAUUGGGGCCAAAUUCUUGUCAAAAAUGUUGUGAGGCACGCUCCACUCAAAGCCCUGAGCGUGAACCAGAAGGCGAAAGCAAAGCGGCAGUUGCACAUGGACGAUCUGGCCCAUGGUGUUCAAGCCACCGUGAUUGAUCUUGGACUUUCGCGGAUGGACGCUGGUGAUGGGCAUGAUGGAGACGAAGUGCAAUGGACCCCAUUCGACGACGAAGUAUUCAUGGGCGAGGGUGAUUACCAGUUUGACGUGUAUCGCAUGAUGAAGGACGUUACUGGAGGUACAUGGGAAGCUUUUCAUCCAAUAACCAAUGUAAUGUGGCUUCACUAUCUAGCCCUGAAGCUGCUACAAGGCAAAGGUCUCAAGCCGCCGACAGCGUUGCGGAAAGGCAAGGGUCCCCCGGAAUCACAACCUGUUACGACGAAUGCAUCGUUCACGGAAAGGGACUGCUAUGAUUGCCUUGUAGAUAUUGAGAAUUGGCUGGGAAGUUGUCUCGUCAAGAAAGGCAAAGGCCGACGGAAAGUGGAUAAGGCGGCGACAGGCCCUAUCUGUGCUGGUGAGAUCGUCGGCUAUGGCGUUAAGAGGGGUUGGAUCAAUCCCAGCGUUAUGUUUUAA